AGUGGCGGUGCGAGGGCGGCUGCACAGUGAGCAGAGCAGCGGUCCGGACGGCAGCGUGUUCCCCGAGCUCUUCGCCUCUCCCCGCCCGCCAGCCGAGGCAACUAGAACCCAGCGGCCCCAGCAGCAGCGCCGAGAGCAGCCCCAGUGGCAGCGCCAUGGCUGGGUGGAACGCCUACAUCGACAACCUCAUGGUGGACGGGACCUGUCAGGACGCGGCCAUCGUGGGCUACAAGGACUCGCCCUACGUCUGGGCCGCCGUCCCUGUGAAAACCUUUGUCAACAUCACGCCAGCUGAGGUUGGUAUCCUGGUUGGCAAAGACCGGUCAAGUUUUUACGUGAAUGGGCUGACACUUGGGGGCCAGAAGUGUUCGAUUAUCUGGGACUCACUGCUGCAGGAUGGGGAAUUUAGCAUGGAUCUUCAUACCAAGAGCACCGGUGGAGCCCCCACCUUCAAUGUUACUGUCACUGUCACCAAGACUGACAAGACGCUAGUCCUGCUGAUGGGCAAAGAAGGUGUCCACGGUGGUUUGAUCAACAAGAAAUGUUAUGAAAUGGCCUCCUACCUUCGGCGUGCCCAGUACUGACCUCGUCUAUCCCUUCCCCUUCACUGCUCCCCACAGUUUUGCACCCUUUUCCUCCCCAUACACACAACACCGUUUUGUUUUUGGGGCCAUUACCCCACACUCCUUAUUGCUGCCAAAACCACAUGCGCUGGGGGCCAGGGCUGGAUGGACAGACACCUCCCCCUACCCAUACCCCUCCUGUGUGUGGUUGGAAAACUUUUUUGUUUUUUGGGUUGGUUUUUUUUUUUUUUUUUUUUCUGAAUAAAAAAGAUUAUAC
This is a messenger RNA of Cebus imitator (Panamanian white-faced capuchin), 840 nucleotides long. RefSeq names its product profilin-1-like. Gene Ontology annotation, cellular component: cytoplasm. Gene Ontology annotation, biological process: regulation of actin filament polymerization; actin cytoskeleton organization; positive regulation of actin filament bundle assembly. The transcript has a single exon. The coding region runs from base 156 to 584 and encodes 142 amino acids. Gene Ontology annotation, molecular function: actin binding. The record is from RefSeq and is a predicted model, not a curated record. Lineage: Eukaryota; Metazoa; Chordata; Mammalia; Primates; Cebidae.